UGGUUCUUCUGAAUUCUAAAGAGACUCAGGCAGAGCUGGGCUGGACCUCCUACCCCCCCAACGGAUGGGAGGAGAUCAGCGGUGUGGAUGAGAAGUAUAAGCCCAUUCGGACCUACCAGGUGUGUAACGUGAUGGAGCCCCUGCAGCAGAACAACUGGCUGCAGACCGGCUGGGUGACACGCCGCGGCGGGCAGCGGAUCUUCGUGGAGCUGCAGUUCACAUUGCGGGACUGCAACAGCAUCCCGGGAGUAGCUGGGACUUGUAAGGAGACCUUUAACCUCUUGUACGUUGAGUCGGAUCGGGACCUGGGUGGCGUGACCCGGGAGGACCGCUACACCAAGAUAGACACCAUCGCUGCAGACGAGAGCUUCACGCAGGGCGACCUCGGGGAGAGGAAGAUGAAGCUGAACACGGAGGUGCGUGAGAUCGGUCACCUGAACAAGAAGGGCUUCCACCUGGCCUUCCAGGACGUGGGCGCCUGCGUGGCUCUGGUGGCCGUCCGCGUUUACUAUAAACGCUGUCUGGCGACCGUGCAGAACCUGGCGGUGUUUCCUGACACGGUGGCCGAGGCCGCCUUCGCCACGCUGGUGGAGGUGCGUGGCUCCUGUGUCAAUAACUCUGAGGUGGACACGGACGUCCCUCCCAGGAUGCACUGCAGCGCUGAAGGAGAGUGGCUGGUGCCCAUCGGGAAGUGCAGCUGCAGCGCCGGCUAUGAAGAGGGUCACAGCAGCUGUGAAGCGUGUCCGGUGGGCUCCUACAAGAUGUCGUCCAGGCAGCAGGAGUGUUUCCCCUGCCCAGCUAACAGUAUUGCAGAGGAAGAAGGAUCUGUGGUGUGUGUGUGUGAYGAAGACCACUUUAGGACUCCUCUGGAUAAUCCCUCGGCACCAUGCACACGACCCCCCUCCCCACCCAGAGACCUGGUCUACACUCUGAAGCAGUCCACUCUGAUCCUGGACUGGUCCCCUCCCUCUGACAGCGGCGGUCGGGCAGACCUGACCUACAGCGUGGGCUGUCGGCGCUGCGUUGGGGGGCGGUGUGAGCCGUGUGGGGCCAGCGUGGGCUUCGUUCCUCAUCAGGUGGGACUGACGGACAGAACRGUGACGGUGGUCAACCUGCUCCCAAACACCAACUACACCUUAUCUGUGGAGGCCCUGAACGGAGUGUCAGAACUGCUGCCCAGCAAGAGGUUCUUCACCCAGGUCAACGUGUCCACAAGKCUGCCUGCUCCGUCUCUGAUCAGUGAGCUGCGAGCAGAGAAGAUCGAGCAGAAGAGCAUCACACUGGUGUGGAGGGAGCCCUCGUACCCCAACCACAGCCGCACUGACUACGAAAUCAAGUACUUUGAGAAGGAACAGAAGGAUCAGAGUUAUUCCACCAUGAAGACCUCGGCCACUCGGAUCAGCAUCAACAACCUGAAACCCAGAACCACAUAUGUCUUCCUCAUCCGUCCCUUCUCUACGUCGUCCCCCUCUUUGUCUCUGUCCUCCUCUGCUCUGUCCUCCUCUUCUUCAUCCUCUACCUCCCCCACCUCCUCCUCCCCCCUGCCUCCCAUUGAUUAUGGAGGGUACAGCGCCCCCCUGGAACUGCAGACUCUUGGAGAGCUGGCGCUGGCGUCCAGCGAGCAGAACCCGGUGGUGAUCAUCGUCAUCGUGUCRGUGGCUGCCCUCAUCAUGCUGCUCUCCAUGGGGGGAGGACUUCUCAUCUGGAGGAGACAGUGUGGCUACAGCAAAGCUUCUCAGGAGGGAGACGAAGAACUUUACUUCCAGUUUAAAAUCCCAACAAGAAGGACYUACAUCGACCCGGAGACCUGUGAGGACCUGCUGCAGGCUGUGCACGC
This is a messenger RNA of Austrofundulus limnaeus, 1837 nucleotides long. RefSeq names its product ephrin type-A receptor 7. The record is from RefSeq and is a predicted model, not a curated record. Lineage: Eukaryota; Metazoa; Chordata; Actinopteri; Cyprinodontiformes; Rivulidae. Gene Ontology annotation, biological process: ephrin receptor signaling pathway; axon guidance; protein phosphorylation. Gene Ontology annotation, molecular function: protein binding; transmembrane-ephrin receptor activity; ATP binding. Gene Ontology annotation, cellular component: plasma membrane; dendrite.